UUGCAGAAGGCGAAGGUUUGUAUUUUUGGGGUGGGAAUUUGGAAAAAAUUGGAACAUUUUGAGCUAAAAAUCAGGAAAAAUGGUGGAAAUUUACUUGAAAUUUGAACGCGGGGACUAGAACUACAAUUUUUGGAUUUCUAGGCCACCAGAAUCCUUGAAAUUUUCUCGGGUUGGCCUUUUUCAUCAAGAGAAAAUUCAAAACAUUACUCAGGUUAACCUUUUUCUAGUUUUAGAGCACUGAGGUUAACCUUUAUUUUUCAAAAAAAUAUUGAAAGCAUUGCUCAGGUUAACAUUUAUUUUUCAAAAAAAACAUUCAAAGAAUUGCUCAGGUCACUCUUUUUCUUCUUCAAGGAAAUUUAAAAGCGUUGCUCAGGUUAACAUUUUCCGUUUAGUUUCAUGAGGAUUGCUCAGAUUAGCUUUUUCUUCAAACAAUCUAUAGCAUUGCUCAGGUUAAAGACACACAAUUCACUAGAAAUGAACAGAAAAUGAGUUUGUUAUUCUUUCAUAACACCUUUCAAGUAAUCGAAACUCAUAAAAAUCAAGAAAACAUUUUGAGUCUGGCAAAAGUGAACAUUUAUUUUUCAAAAAAAUAUUCAAAGCAUUGCCUUUUCUAUUUUUAGAGCAUUGCUCAGGUUAACUUUUAUUUAUCAAAUUAAAUUAAUCGAUAAAUCAAACCUUAAAUUAGAUCUCAAGACAAAAUUCAACUCAAAAUUCACUAAAAACCCAACCAGAAAAUAAAAUUACUGAAAAAUGACUGGAUUUUCAAGAAGAAUCUGAAAAUCAUCGACCUGAAUCAAAAUAUUUUUCUUCCAGAUGCCUUUCAUCGAAAUCUCGCGCAGCGAAUACGGCAAACGCGUCUUCACAUUCGAAUUUUCCGAUUCCACCAAAAUCCUCCUAUGCUCUCUCUCGAUGUGUGCAAAUGGAUUGAAUUUGACGCAAGCCAAUCACAUCAUUUUCCUUGAUCCGACACAUUUAUCAUCAGUUGUUGCGCAGGUGAGCAUUUCAAGCUUUUUCCCCGUUAAAAAUGGACUAGAAUGAUGGUUUUCUAGACCGCGGACUAGUUUUGUUGCCCCCAAAAUUUUUUUGGUUUUCUAGGCCAUCGGUCGAAUUUCACGAUAUGGACAGUGUCGAGAGAUGAAAGUGUAUCAUAUGAUUGUCGAAUCGAGUAUUGAUGAAGAAUUGCGUCGAAUUGCCACGUCAGAAGGCCAAGAAGCCGGAUUAUUGCAGCAAAAAGAACGUGAGUUGGUUUUCUAGGCCGUGGACUAGAAAAUUCUAGGCCAAUUCCCCAGAGUUUUGCAGUUUUUCACGAAAAAAUCUCGUUUUUUACAGGUUCCGGCUGGACAAUUGGAGAAAUUCGACAAAUUUUUGGAAUUGCACAUUGA
Messenger RNA from Caenorhabditis angaria, 1382 nucleotides. NCBI's taxonomy places the organism in Eukaryota, Metazoa, Nematoda, Chromadorea, Rhabditida, Rhabditidae. The record is from the annotation of a GenBank genome assembly.